Gilbertella persicaria is the source of this 4247-nucleotide messenger RNA. RefSeq lists its product as uncharacterized. Gene Ontology annotation, biological process: mRNA catabolic process. Gene Ontology annotation, cellular component: exosome (RNase complex); P-body. The record is from RefSeq and is a predicted model, not a curated record. Bases 221 to 3952 code for a protein of 1243 amino acids. The transcript is spliced from 9 exons. Lineage: Eukaryota; Fungi; Mucoromycota; Mucoromycetes; Mucorales; Choanephoraceae. Gene Ontology annotation, molecular function: RNA binding; 3'-5'-RNA exonuclease activity.
GUGCUCUUUCUUUACAAAUAAAUAACUUGUCUAUCUUGUUUCCUUUUUCCUUUUUCUUUUCUCUUUCUGUCUCUCCUUCUCUCUUUUUUUUCGUCCUGAAAAGACAUUCUUUCUCUAUUCAUACUUGCUUGUCAACUUUUUUUUCUUUUAACAAGGACGUGCGUAACUGUCUUUUAAAAAAAUCGUUGUCUAUCCCUCCCUGCCCUUUUUUUACAUUAAAAUGGAAAGUAAUUCAUUUGAAGCUCUAGAGCACCAAACUGCACCAGAAAGUACUCGAGGACUUUUUGAUUCAUUUAUCUCUGAUAAUAAGUUUCCAAGAGACGCUACUCCUUUACUUGACAAACGACGUGCUUCUGUAGACCCUCAAUCUACAAGAUCAAGACCACUUUCGUAUCAACCACAACAAGGUCGUGGCCAUCAACGUUCUCGGUCAGCAAGUGCUUCCGAUUUGGCUUUAAAUACCAACGGACGUCGAAACAAUUCUGCGUUACAAACCUUAAUUGAAGAAGAAGAUGCCCAAAGGAGAAAAAAGGAUGUGGAUCUCGACUCAAUACAAGACAUGAUCAACACACUCAAGAACCUACCACCCAUCAUUUCAAAUCCAAACCAUCGUAAACAACAAAGCAUGUCUGCUACUUUAGCACUUCACUCAAGCGGAGGUCAUUAUGCUCAGGUUACGAAUAAUAAACGAGUGUCGCACAGCAGUAGUAAAAUGAGUUCGAAUCCCUCAUUUGAAAACCAAAAUAUGGCAUCGGACCCACUGUUUGAAAACAGCUUAUUGAACUCACUUUCGCGUGAUGAAGCAUUGGCAGAGGCAGAAGCCAAGUUGAUGGGUACAUUUGGACAAAAGAAGAAAGAAGGAAGUCGUAGUCGAAGAAAUUCUGCCCAAGGUCCUCCUCCUGUGUUGACGUCUCGUCGGUACUCUGAGUCGCAAUCCUUUGAUCCUGUGGGUAUCAAUACCUCUUCUUCUUCUUCUUCGGGGCUUAUGAGCAGACGUACUUCUUUGCAUACACUUAGUGAACAUGAAGCCACCGAAAACAGCCUUGCUUCUGGUCGACGUAUCGUAUUCAACAAGCCAUUGAACCUUGCAUCCAGCAACAAAGCCGAGACCAAUGAUUUCAUGGAAAACAAGCGAUUAUCAGGCGGUAGUCAUCAACGUCGUUCAUCUCGCAACCUGGACUUUGACUGGCGAAACACCAAUAGCAAUGUAUCGAGUCCCACCCAGAAUUCCUUCCAGUUGGUACCUUUCACACCCACCCGUGUUAAUUUCACUCGAGAUGAUGCUAACCCUCAUCAACGUCGUCCCUUGUUUAUUGCUCAUUUGCCAUUUUCUGCUUUGCCUUCAUUGUUCCGUGCACGUCAAUUGAGCCGUGGUUUAUUACGUGUCAAUAAGCGUAACCGAAGUGACGCUUAUGUCUAUUGUGAAGAUUUGGAUGAUGAUAUUUAUAUUUGUGGCUCUCGUGACAGAAACAGAGCUUUGGAAGGUGAUGUUGUUGCUGUUCGAUUGGUCGAUGUAGACAAGGUAUUGCGUGAAAAGAAGGAAAAGGAAGAAGCCAAACUGGCUCGUAACGGGGGACAGGCUAGAGUAAGAUUACCUGAUGAAGAGGACGAAAAUGAAAUUAUUUUCGGUGGUGAUGAUGAUGUGAAUCUAGUGAAGCCCAAGUAUUGUGGCGUAGUGGUUGCUAUUCUUGAAAGAGCCCAAAAUCAAGUCUUUUCUGGUACUUUAACUUUGAUGCGUCCCAAUAACAAGCGUGCACAAGAAGAAAAGGCUGCUGAAGAAGCAAGAAAAUCAAUUCAAGGAAAAGAUGCUGUCAUUCAAAAAGAAGCACCAAGAAUCGUCUGGUUCAAGUCUACCGAUAAGCGUGUUCCUCUUAUUGCCAUUCCUAUUGAACAAGCACCUAACGAUUUUGUUGAGCAUUGCGAAACAUACGCUACUCGUCUUUUUGUGGGAUCAAUGAAGAGAUGGCCUAUUACUUCCCUUCAUCCUUUUGGUACUUUGGAACGCGAACUUGGUUCUGCUAAUGAGCUCUCUACUCAAACCAAGGCUAUUUUUGCUGACAACAAUGUGACUGACAGUGAUUUCUCAGAAGCUGUUCAAAGUUGUUUGCCUACUUUACCUUUUAGAUUAGAAGCGGAUGCCUCUCGCCGUGAUGUAAGACAAGAUGCAAUCACUUUUACGAUUGAUCCUAAAGGUUCUAAUGUAUUGGAUGAUGCACUGUCUAUUAAGAAAGUGGACGAUAAUGUAUGGGAAGUGGGCGUUCAUGUUUGUGAUAUUGGCUAUUUUAUCAAAUCACAUUCACCACUUGAUAAAGAAGCCCGUGCUCGAGCUGUUCGUGUGGACCUUGUUCAUACACAUGUGCCUAUGGUUCCUGAAGUUUUGACAGAACAAGUUACCAACUUGGUACCUAAUGAAUCCAGAUAUACUUUUUCUGUUAUCUGGAAACUAGAUAGUAAGGGUCGCAUUCUAGAUACAUGGUUUGGAAAGACGAUUAUCAAAUCGUCUGCACAACUGACAUAUGACGAUGCACAAAAGUUAUUAGACAACACCUCAGAAGAUACCAGCCCUAUUUCAAGCAGUAUUGCAUCGCUCUAUGAAUUAUCUAAAAUGUUGCACGAGCAGCGUAAAUCAAAUGGCUUGUUUACUCAAAUGCGCGAUCGUCUUGAAUACGAGUUUGAAGAAGAAGGAAAACCUGUUACGGUCUCGAUUGCUCACAAGAGGCCUGUUGAAAUGAUGGUCAAGGAAUUUUUAUUUUUGGCUAACAAGUGUGUAGCUCAAAAGAUCUCGAGCGAGUUUCCAGAGCAAGCUUUGUUACGUCGCCAUGCACCUCCUUCAGAACGUAAAAUUAAUGAGUUAGUUAUGUAUGCUGCUCGUCAUUUAGGCGUCAAAUUGGACAAUACAAGUGCCGGUUCUCUCGAGGCUUCUAUUGAAGCUAUUCAAGACCCCAAACUUCGUAGAGUUGUCUCCAUGAUUGUUCUAAAGACAUUCCAGCCUCCUAAAUACUUUUGCACUGGAAGUGUUGAUAUCUCUAAAUACGCCCAUUAUUCUCUUCAUGUUCCUCUUUUUACACACUUCACUGCUCCUAGUAGAAGAUUUGCUGAUAUUAUUGUUCAUCGUCAAUUGGAAGCUGCUAUUGCUCCUGGAGAAAAACGAUUCCUUCUUGAAAGAGAAACAGUACAUAAACUUGCACAACAUUGCAAUAUCAAAAAAGAUGCUGCCAUCUAUGCUCGUGAACAAAGCAGUACUUUAUUCUUGUCGAUUCACAUGAAUGAAUUAGCGCAACAACAGCAACAACAUGCAACAGAAGUCGAUACGCCUAUGAAUCCUCAUAGUCCUUCUAUUGUUUUCCGUGAAGCCAUUGUUGUUGCUGUGUUUGAUCAAUAUUUUGAUGUUAUUAUCCCAGAACUCAAUCUCGAGAAGCGUGUUCAUCUUGCUUGUUUGCCAGUCUGGAGAUCAGAUUACAAUCGAUACGAUCAAUCCUUGACCAUGUUCUGGAGAAAAGGCGUGGAUACUUCUUCUGGUAAGAAAAGCGAAUGGACUUUAUCCGAUGAAGAAGACGACGAGGAAGAUAUUGAUGAAGAAGGUUUAUGGGAAGAAAUGAACCAUACUGGUUCACCAGACAAAACUACCUACGAACACAAUACUGAAGAAACUAUCGUUAGUCAAUUAGCCAUUCGUGGACAAGAAGCCGUUAACAUCCACAACAAUAGUAAGGUAUUUCCUAACAAAUCUGUUUCUACUCCUGUUGUUAUGGAUCGCCGUCCCGAUACAACACGUUCUUCAAGUCGUCGUGCUUCAAUUGUGCGUGCAAGGCUUUCAGAUAGUACUGCCUAUAGCACUGAACAGGGCUUCCAAACCAUCAAGGCUUUAGACAAGAUUCGUGUUGUUCUUAUUGUCGAGAUAGGUAGAACCCCACCUCUCAUUCGUGUUUUGGCAGCCAAUCCUUUCUCUUAAUGGAUUCCUUUCUUUUCUACGCAUGUGUUUCUAUAUACCAACGACAUUUGAAUGUCUCAAAUAUCCUACCUUUUUGUUGUAUACACCUCUUUUUAACUAUCUGUCCUUGUUUCUCAUUAAAAUUAUAAAAAUUAGUUUUGUAAUGCUACAUGUCUACUGAAUGAAGAAAAGAGAGCGUAGUUGAAAUUGAGCAACAGUUACAUUAGAUGAAACUUCGGUGGAAGAUGGGUUGGCUCCCUGUUCGUCCUGUGCCUUGUCGUUGUGGUCAUCCACACGCCUCGCGUAACCACUUGCU